UACUGAACUGGUGCAAUAAGUUAGAGUGAGAAAACAUAUACUUGUCUCAUUUUAACUUAUUGCACCAGUUCAGCAAUGUAGCUGAAAAGACAGACCAAUGUUCACGCGUGAAAGGCGGUGUGUUGAUUUUGACAAGUGUCAAGCUGCUUUUGAGAUUUCGGUUCUACGCGAAAUAUGCUGAUAAUAAUGAACAGAGUGAAACGAAUCGUGACACGAAGAUUGCGAUUUUUAUGAGACGGUGCGCACUUGAGUAUAAAUACGUUAAAAUCUUGUCAAAAAUUUACCGGAACUCGCGGCCCAGUCGUGUUUAGGUUAUCUUCGUGCUCCUAUAUUAUCCUUUUAAAUGGAAGAGGUGACGGUCAACUCAUCGGGACUGCGCUUAGAUGGAAACAAUCACAUGGUCGUGUCGGGUGAUAAGACACCCAGCGGGAGUGACAGCGACGCAGAACGUCAGGGUGGAGAUCGCACGCCGCAGCAGUCUGAGAGAUUAAUCGACAAUUCUAUUUUUAAUACCAUUUCCCAAAUCGUCAAUCCCAAUGCAAAGGUGCCAGAAAUUGAGGACUUUAAAAUAGUAAAGCCAAUAAGCAGAGGAGCGUUUGGUAAAGUAUUCUUAGGAUACAAGAAGUCUAAUUCCGAGCAAGUGUAUGCGAUUAAAGUGAUGAAGAAAAACGAGAUGAUCCAUAAGAACAUGGCGUCGCAGGUUGUGAUCGAGCGUAACGCGCUGGCCUUAACCCGCAGUCCAUAUUGUGUGCAACUAUUUUACUCGCUGCAGACUGUCAGCAGCGUGUACCUAGUCAUGGAAUACAUGGUGGGUGGUGAUCUCAAGAGCCUGGUCGGCUUUUACGGCUAUAUGGAGGAAUCCAUGGCUGCGUUUUACACAGCAGAGAUGUGUCUGGCGCUGGAAUAUCUUCACUCGCACGGCAUCGUACACAGAGACUUGAAGCCGGACAAUAUGCUUCUGUCGAGCGAAGGACACGUCAAGCUUACGGACUUUGGACUUAGUAAGAUAUCGUCCUUACACAGGGAUCUCGAGAUAUCGGAUCUGGUGAAUUGCACGCCCAACCUGUGCACCAGAACACCCGGUCAGCUCCUUUCGUUGACCUCCCACCUAUCCUUCGGAUCCGCGCAGAAGUCUACUAGCGAAUCGAACAUGAGCGAUUCGAGCACACUGGCCAUGAACUUGCUCUCUGCGCUGCAGAAAAACAGUACUAGACCGCAAUCUUCACCAAAUUCGAUUAUCUCCUCAGUUGCGUCUGGUGAUUAUUCACGAGUAUCUGGUAUCACGCCGUUUCAGUCGGUGGAAGAUCUGCACUUGGAAGACAUGGGACAGAGCACGACGAAAGAUGAGAACAUUAGGAACGGCGAGCGAGGCCCGCCAGGCAUCGACAGCAAUAGUUCUGACAGCUACCACACCUGCGAAUCGUCAUCCAUUCAAACGAACAAUCAUACGAUUCAGAACACAGAAGACGAGGACGAGUCUACGCUCGAGGCUGAACAAUCGCAACAGCCUCUGCAAACCAGUCCACUGAGCACCUGGGUGAAAUCGUUCGGCAGGGGAGCGAAGAGGAAACGACACAAUGAAUCUACGACGACUACCGGCUUAACGUGUGAGCUCAAUGCGAUGGAAUUGGAUGUCACCAAGACACCCAAGAGGAAGAACCGUGGCCCCUUAUUCUCCGACGCGAACACGGCGGUUAACGUUACCGCGUUAUCUGAUAAACCGAUGGACACUACGAACGACACGAGCAGCGAGCAAGACGCCAGUUCUGCAGGUCGAGUAGCCUUCAGCACCCCAGUGUCUUCCACUAAGCAAAAAAACCGCGAGAACGGAGAGCAACGGAAAUACCAGGAGGAGAAUGGUGCUUUGAUUAAAACAACGAGAUUUCAUCUACCACCACCGUCCACCUCGCACUCCGCGCCAAACUUACACACGUGCGACACAUCCGACGGCCAUCGUUCGCCCCAGGGUAUCUCGCCUAUCAAAACACCCACGACUUUGAGCAACUGUUACACGCCUUACAGAACGCCGAAGUCGGUUAGAAGAGGCGGCCAGACUGCGGCUAACAGGUCGGACGAUCGUAUACUCGGCACGCCCGAUUAUCUCGCGCCGGAACUGUUGCUCAAGAAAGGUCACGGGCCAGCGGUCGACUGGUGGGCGUUGGGUGUAUGCCUGUUUGAAUUUUGCACGGGUGUGCCACCGUUUAACGAUGAGACGCCGCAAGCGGUAUUCAACAACAUCUUGGCACGGGAUGUACCGUGGCCCGAAGACCAGGAAGCUCUGUCGUCAGCGGCGACUGACGCUAUCGACGCACUGCUCACCUUGGACCAGGCGACGCGUCCUUCGGCAAAGGAGGUCCGUGCCAUGACUCUCUUCCGGAAUUUUCCCUGGGACGAGCCGUCGACAGCCACGCCGCCUUUCAUCCCGCAGCCGGAUGAUAAGUACGAUACAUGCUACUUUCAAGCGAGAAAUAUUCUCCAACACUUGAAUGUAAGUCAAUGCGAUACGUAGUCUUCGAUGGACGUGGCAGGAAUGGAAGCCUACAGUAUCGAAAUAUUACUAUAUGUAACUUUAUUCUCUUUUUUUUAUAUGUACUUGUGUAUGUAUAGUAGUAUAAAAUACUUUGUCAGUACGUGAAAUCGCGCGAGCUUGCGUUCGUUUUCUUACAGUAAAUGGAUGAUGAUGGUAUUAUUUAGCGAUGAGAAAGCGUACAUAGAGCACGAUGAUAUGGAACUUGAGACGAGUUGAAACGUUCGCAUCUUGCAUAAUUAAAAGGAAAAAAAAAGAAAAUGACAGUCACACUUCCUCGAAAGUGUGACCACGUGUUGCUGCUUUCGAAACACGAAAGCAUAUCUCUUUUUAAUACCGCUGUAGGAAGCUCUAUCUUUGUUAGGGCUCGAGAGUUUUUUAUCACAUUUUUCGAAGCGAAUGCGGCGAAUGCUGCGUUUUUCGACAAGCCUUCUUGCGGCUGUGCGAAUCAGAGGCAGUAGAUUAUUGUAUCCUCUAUUUUAGAUUUUUAUAAAUCCACGGUAAAAAGUGCGUCACUCUCGUGUAUACGCCUGGAUAUUGUCCUUUACCGCAGCCUAUUCCCCAUGAUACAAUGCCAACUUGCUUCCAACGGCCAUCAUUAAUCAUUAGAGGGCCUCCACUAUCGCCCUGUAGAUAAAUAUAGAAAUGCAAUGUUAUUAAUUUUUAUUAUGAAAUUUUUGUAUACAUAUAAAUAUUAAUUGCAGUCCGUAAUUUAUUGCGAAAUAAGAUCACCUGAUUUUCACUAAAUUUCGCCUUUUUAUGGAAUUAAUCGAUAAUUUUAGACUAAGUAAUAAAUUAAUUUUGCUUUCGUCCAGGAAAACUCAUCAAUAUAUCGCAUUCAGGGUUACUAUGUUAUUUACAUUAAAAAAAAUUGUUCGAUAGAAAAUUAUCAAACGGAUACUUUCGAUUAAAACUUGAUCAAAUACCGAUUAAUUUUUAUAAUCAUUAUAAUCAGGGAACAUUCGAUGAGAAAUAUUUAUUUUUGAUUGGACAUCAAAAUUGAUCGGAAUUUAAUCGGAAAUAUCCGUUUGACAAUUUUUUUGUCAAUUAACGUCUCUCAGUGCAAUGACCGCGAUAUUUAGAGCGACAAAUGUAAAGUGCGAAUACCAACCGAGCAUGAAUCCUUAGCGGCUUGACCAGCACACAGGAAGCUAUCAACGAUUCCUCCCGGUGCUGCUAUACCAUAUUUUAAUUUGCACUCGCUAUUUGACCAAACCGGGAUUGAAACCUCCUGCAGAACCGCUGGUUGCACCCCACCUGAUAGAAUACAAUAAAUUAUAUUGUUAGAUUCU
Messenger RNA from Odontomachus brunneus, 3819 nucleotides. It is a transcript of the gene gwl, whose product is annotated as serine/threonine-protein kinase greatwall. Gene Ontology annotation, biological process: intracellular signal transduction; peptidyl-serine phosphorylation. NCBI's taxonomy places the organism in Eukaryota, Metazoa, Arthropoda, Insecta, Hymenoptera, Formicidae. The transcript has 3 exons. Gene Ontology annotation, cellular component: nucleus. Bases 344 to 2509 code for a protein of 721 amino acids. Gene Ontology annotation, molecular function: ATP binding; protein serine/threonine kinase activity. The record is from RefSeq and is a predicted model, not a curated record.